AUGAGGACCUUCCAGAGCCAAAGUGAUCCUGAGCAGUGCGGAGUCUCCAGCAGCAGCAGCAGCAGCAGCGGCGGCGUCAUGAGUCCACUGAGCACGGCCAGCAUCACCCUGGCUGCCCUGCUCAUCCUCACCAUACCAGUCUGCACCAGUGCUCCAGCAGAAGUUCAGAGGACCACAACAGAUCAGAGGCAGCUAUUCAGCAAGAUAGAUGCUGUGUGCUCAUCCUACCUCUCUGCAGACCUGGAGCUUUGGGCAUCUGAUGCCUUAGAGGAGCUAUGUGUCAUGAUGCUGGUUCAGAAGUCAAAGGAGCUGAAAUUGCAAGAAAAAAGUAAAAGGGCUGAGGUCCAGGGACCCGGUGGAAUCCAGAGCAGAGGUUACUUCCUCUAUCGGCCACGAAAUGGAAGACGAUCCUUAGAAUACGAGUAA
Molecule: messenger RNA, 426 nt
Organism: Limanda limanda (common dab)
Lineage: Eukaryota; Metazoa; Chordata; Actinopteri; Pleuronectiformes; Pleuronectidae
Gene: nmu
Product: neuromedin U
Exons: 6
Coding region: 1-426 (141 amino acids)
Biological process (GO): regulation of smooth muscle contraction
Molecular function (GO): neuromedin U receptor binding
Source: RefSeq, a predicted model, not a curated record